UACGUCAGGGUUGUAAGGUAAAUAAUUUGACAGCGCAGCAGCAUGUGUGUUGUGUUGUUGAUGCAGUAACGUUAGCUUCUGUAAAUGUUAUUGGAGCUACGCAAAGGUAAAUAGGAUUUGUGUGUGAUGCGCAACUUGAGGUUGCUGAAGAGCCUUCGUUGCUUGAAGCUACAAGUCCCGGGCACGCCGCAAUGUUUCACUGUUCGGACGGACACAGGCACCGUGCUCAUCGCUUCAGAAUACUCCGUCACAGAGUUGGACACACGAGCUGGCCAGGUGGUGAAUGAGGUGUCGUUGACAGUUGAGCGCUAUCUUCCAAAGGAUGGGGGUGGGACAGUUGUUGGUAUCCAAGACUUACCAGACCAGGAGUCUGUGUGUGUGGCUACAGCCACUGGGGAUGUCAUCCUCUACAAUCUGAACACUAACCAGCUGGAGUGUGUGGGUAGUGUGGACAGUGGUCUGUCAGCCAUGAGCUGGAGCCCGGACCAGGAGCUGGUCACUCUCACCACUGGUCAGGACACCAUUAUCAUGAUGACCAAAAACUUUGAACCCAUCACGGAGGUUGGGAUCCAUCAGGAUGACUUUGGAGCGGGGAAGUUUAUCACAGUGGGCUGGGGGAAGAAAGAGACCCAGUUCCAUGGUUCAGAGGGCAAGCACGCUGCCCAGAGGAAGAUUAUAGAGGUGCUGCCGGCCAUGUCGUGGGACGACCGCAGGCCGAGGGUGACUUGGAGAGGAGACGGGCAGCUCUUCGCUGUGAGCGCAGUUUGCCCCCUGACUGGCGCCAGGAAGGUCAGAGUGUGGAACAGAGAGUGUGUCUUACAGUCGACAAGUGAAACCGUCAACGGUCUGGAGCAGUCACUGUGCUGGAAACCGUCAGGUAGUUUGAUAGCGGCCACACAGCGUCAUCCUAACAAGCACAGUGUGGUGUUUAUGGAGAAGAACGGCCUCCUGCACGGCGACUUCACCCUGCCCUUUGGCAAAGAACAGGUCAAGGUGAAGGAGCUGCUAUGGAACAGUGACUCGACUGUGUUGGCUGUGUGGCUGGAGGACAUGACACCAGGAGAGGGGGGUCAAGUCAACACAUACAUUCAGCUGUGGACGGUAGGUAACUACCACUGGUACCUGAAGCAGAACCUGUACUUUGGCAGCGACCCCCAGAGGGCACCAGCCUACGUGAGCUGGGAUCCUGAGAAGCCUCUGCGGCUGCACCUGGUGACCCGAGGCUGGGUCAGCCUGAACUACGACUGGGGCUGGAGCACCGACCGCAGCCACGGGGAGGACGGGCAUGACAAUGCCAACGUGGCCGUGAUCGACGGAGACAAGGUCCUCGUAUCAACGUUUCGUCAGUGUGUGGUGCCCCCGCCCAUGUGUGCCUAUGACCUUCAGCUUCCCGCCCCCGUCAACCUGGUGACCUUCCAGCGCCAGAGGACCAAUGAGCUGGCAGCGCUCACAGCCGAUGGACACAUCUCUGUCUACGGCCAAGGUACUGCGGAACUGAGUGAGCCUGCAGCCGGAUUGGGAGGAUUCCGAUCUGUCACACACGCCCCUCAGCUAAAGGCAACCUACAGGGUUGCGGUGGAUCAGGAGGAGCCCCUGGCUCUGCGUCUGCUGCUGUGGCUGAGGGAGGAUGUGUUCCUGGGGGUGGGGGCCUGUACAGACGGGUCGUCCCAGUCCAAGAUGCUCAUCCUGGGACCCUCAGAGGCCCAGGGACCCCAGCCAACCCUGGAGAUCAGGUCACAUGUGGAGGUUGAAGGUCACGUGAUCAGCAUGUGUCACAGCUCCAAGACGGGCACGGUGGCGCUGCAGCUGGAGGACGGCCAGAUCAGGAAGUUCCUCUGGGACUCUCUGAAGCCUAGUGUGGUGGAGUGGCAGGACUCAACAGGCUGCAGAAUCAACUUCCCAGAUCCCUGUGUGCAGACGGCCCUGUUUACCAUAGAAGAGGAGCAUCUGUUAGGCCUUACGGACCGAUCUCACCUGUUUGUUGGUGAGACAGAGGUGGCCUCCAACGUUUCCUCCUUCGUGGUCUACGACGACUUCCUGCUACUCACCACACACUCGCACACUUGCCGCUGCUUCCGACUCACCACGCUCACUGUCAAAGGGCUGCAGGUGGCCUUGGCUACCGACGGAGGUCAGAAUCAGAAUGACCAGAAUGACGAGACUCUCCGCAGGGUAGAGAGGGGCUCCAGAAUCGUCACUGUGGUCCCCCAGGACACCAGGCUCAUCCUACAGAUGCCUCGCGGUAACUUGGAGACCAUCCGCCAUCGAGCACUGGUUUUGGCUCAGCUCCGAAAGUGGCUGGACAGUCAGAAGUUCCGAGAGGCCUUUGAGUGCAUGAGGAAGCUGCGGAUCAACCUCAACCUGAUCUACGACCACAACCCCAAGAAUGGCACAUGCAACAAGACUGUGGUUGCUUUCGGGCAGGUGUUUUUAGAGAGCGUGGAGACUUUCCUGAGACAGCUGGACUCUAUCAAUCACAUCAACCUGUUCCUCACAGAGCUCAAGGAGGAAGAUACCACUACAACAAUGUACCCUUGUCCAGUGAACACUACAGGACAGUCAGCCCCUGUGGCUUGUGGGAAAAAGGUGGAUAUUGUGUGUGAUGCGUUGCGCUUCACCAUGGAAUCUAUGGACCAGCACAAGUACUGUCUGUCUAUUUUGACGUCACAUGUGAAGAAGACUGUUCCUGAGCUGGAGGUUGCCCUGCAGAAAGUCCACGAGCUUCGAGUGAACCCACCCAGUGCUGCCAACGCAGUGAGUGCGGAGGAGGCUCUGAAGUACCUGCUGUUCUUGGUCAAUGUCAACGAGCUGUAUGAACACUCUCUGGGCACCUACGACUUUGACUUAGUCCUCAUGGUGGCCGAGAAGUCCCAAAAGGACCCCAAAGAGUACCUUCCCUUCCUGAACAUGCUGAAGACUCUAGAGCCCAACUACCAGCGCUACACCAUCGACAAACACCUCAAGAGAUACAGGAAGGCCUUGCAUCACCUCAGCAAGUGUGGUGAGGAGCACUUCACCGAGGCCCUGAAUCUGGUGAAGGACCAGAGGCUGUAUAGUGAAGCCCUGGGGCUCUACCCAACAGACAGCCCUCAGUACAAGGCGCUGAGCUGUGCCUACGCCGAGUACCUGGUGGAGCAGCAGCAGGCGGAGCAGGCAGGGUUGUUGCUGUGGCGCUGCGGCGAGGCGACACGCGCCCUCCAGGCCUUUGUGGGCAGUGCCAGCUGGAGGAACGCCCUCUGUGUGGCAGAGCAGAUCCCCCUGCCAUCCGACCAGCUGGCACUGCUGGCCAGGGACCUGGCAGAGAAACUGAUAGAGCUCAGAAGAUAUACGGAGGCGGCCAUAUUGUUGGAGCGGUAUGCCAAGGACUGUGAGGAGGCCAUCUCAGCUCUGAUCACAGGUGCAGUCUGGGAAGAAGCACUUCGAUUGGUGUAUUUGUACAACAGACAAGACAUCAUUGAAACGAACCUCAAACCAGCUCUCUUGGAAGCAUGUAGUUCUCAGACCUCUUACCUGGAAGCUCAGAAGGCGAUGUUCACUCGUCACAAAACCCGUCUGUCCGUGGUACGGGAGCUUAAGGAAAAAGCCAGGCUGGAGUUACUGGAUGAGGAUGUCCCAGACUGUCCGGAGGCAGAGCUCUACUCAGAGGCCAGUAGUGUGAUGACAGGCAGCCAUGCCGGCUCCAAGUACUCGCAUAGUAACUCCCGCAUCUCCUCGAGGUCGUCUAAGAACCGCCGGAAGGCCGAGCGCAAGAAGCUGAGUCUGAAGGAAGGGACCCCCCUAGAGGACAUGGCCCUGCUGCAUGCCCUGGCAGAGAUCAUCCACUCUGUGGACAAGAUGAGAGAAGAGGUGCACAGCCUGCUGAAGGCCCUGGUGCUGUUCCAGUUUGACGGACAGGCAGGGAGGUUGCAACAUGCAUAUGGGGAGGCUCUCCAAAUGAUAGAGGUGGCCCUUCCCGAGGUGUGGCAGGAGGGUCUUCAGCAGACCCAGGCACCGAUCACAGGUCCUAACUCCACAGCCAACAGCAUCAUGGCUUCAUUUCAACAGACAAGAACCUCAGCAACCCAAGAUUCAGAGACCCCACCACCCCCAAAAAUGAGAAACGGUGUCAAGUGGAAGCUGAGUAUUCUGAAGUAGCUUUUUGUCAAAACGGCUUU
Messenger RNA from Salvelinus fontinalis (brook trout), 4154 nucleotides. Its product is annotated as elongator complex protein 1-like. Gene Ontology annotation, biological process: tRNA wobble base 5-methoxycarbonylmethyl-2-thiouridinylation. Lineage: Eukaryota; Metazoa; Chordata; Actinopteri; Salmoniformes; Salmonidae. The record is from RefSeq and is a predicted model, not a curated record. Bases 127 to 4134 code for a protein of 1335 amino acids. Gene Ontology annotation, molecular function: protein binding; tRNA binding. Gene Ontology annotation, cellular component: elongator holoenzyme complex; cytosol. The transcript has 34 exons.